GUGAUUUUGUCCAUUGAAUUUUUAUGUACAAAGGCAUUCCUAACUGCUUCUUGAGGAUGUUGUUAUUUGAGUUGGUGUUUGUAUGUACCAGUAGAAUGGCACUGGCAGAACUCCAUGGUUCUCUCUAACUUGGAGUUUUUGUUUUCCCGACAAUUCAGGUGCUGCUGGUUAUGAUAAUGGGAGCCUUCAUUCCCGGUCUCAGACGUAAAUAUCUGCUCCAUGAAUACAUUUCCACCAUUCUUCUAGUAGUGGGUUUGAUCCUUUUCACCUUAGCAGACGCCCAUACAUCUCCGAAUUUCAGUCUUCUUGGAGUUGUGAUGGUGUCGGGUGCUUUGGUCAUGGAUUCUUUUCUGGGUAAUUUUCAGGAAGCCAUAUUUACAAUGAAUCCUGAAACCACACAGAUGGAGAUGCUCUUUUGCUCCACUGUGGUUGGGCUUCCUUUCUUGAUUCCACCCAUGCUUUUAACGGGGGAGCUAUUCAUGGCCUGGAAUUCCUGCUCUCAGAUUGACACGAAGGAUAUUCUCUUCAUAUGUGGUGGUGCUUUUAUUGACUUAGAAAAGACAAUCUCAGAAAGUUAUACGGAGUCAAGAUUCUUCUAUAGGGUUUGGAGCCCCAGUACAUGCAAACAUGAGGGCUGGUGGUCUAACAAAUGCUGCUGUGACAUCAUCUCUACUAGAAUCAGUGAGUUCAAAGCAGUUGCUACUGGACUACUUGUUGAGGAGACAUUGUCUGGUGCACCAGUCCAUACAGAUGGGUCCCAUGGUUUGGUGAUUUAG
Magnolia sinica is the source of this 776-nucleotide messenger RNA. Its product is annotated as UDP-galactose/UDP-glucose transporter 4-like. Gene Ontology annotation, biological process: transmembrane transport. The coding region runs from base 171 to 776 and encodes 201 amino acids. The record is from RefSeq and is a predicted model, not a curated record. The transcript has 4 exons. NCBI's taxonomy places the organism in Eukaryota, Viridiplantae, Streptophyta, Magnoliopsida, Magnoliales, Magnoliaceae. Gene Ontology annotation, cellular component: endoplasmic reticulum membrane; Golgi membrane. Gene Ontology annotation, molecular function: transmembrane transporter activity.